Molecule: messenger RNA, 404 nt
Organism: Macroventuria anomochaeta
Lineage: Eukaryota; Fungi; Ascomycota; Dothideomycetes; Pleosporales; Didymellaceae
Exons: 1
Coding region: 29-385 (118 amino acids)
Source: RefSeq, a predicted model, not a curated record
CACCCUUACGACUACUUCGAUACACAAGAUGCCUCUUGUAGUUCCCGGUCUACAGUCCAAGGACGGCAAGGACGACUGGAUGGGCAAGCUCAUGGGCAAGUCUCUCGGCGACACGCACAACGAGACCGUACGUUCCCCAUACUAUCGCCUAUUGUCCGCUCUUCCCACUACCCUGUGCAUGCAAGUGCCGCGCAGUGGAGGCGAGUCACAGUUUGUUAGACAAGCGAGUGCUGAUAAGUUCGAUCAGACCUUCGCAAAGCAGGACCUUCCCAAAGAGCACCGCGUACUCAAGCCCGACAGCAUGAGCACGAUGGACCACAAGCCUGAGAGGCUGAACAUUCACGUUGGCGAGGAUGGGACUGUGCAGAACGUCCGAUAUGGUUAGGUGAUUACCACGACCACGA